GUGCGGGCCGCCAGGCCUCGAUCACUCAAUGGCCGUGCAACUGUGGCGGCGGUGGAGUUGGUGCGGUUCGGGUCUGCAUGCACAGUCUCCAGCGCAUUACGUUGUUGACAUACGGUGACGGGCGUGUAAUUCUUCUCGCGGACAUUUGAAGCGAUCCUCCGUGAAGUCGUGUCUGUUGCUCGCGCGAUCUCGUUUCCCGAGUGCGUCGCCAAGGAAGUGUGUAAAUUUCGUGCUCGUCAAAAAUUAUCCGUGUUAAUUCCUGCGAAAGUGUCAACUCCCGUGCACGCGAUGAAUGUCACGUCAAGUUGUCACACUCCCGAGUAAAAAGCGCUGGAUGAGCGGGGCCGCCCAUGUUGCUGCAGCCCAGCGCUCCCGCGGCCCUGCGGCAAGCCCUCCGGCCCGGCUGGUCGGCGCACGUCGCCCCGGACGGCAGGCUCUACUACUGCAACCACCUGACCAAGACCUCGGCGUGGCUGCCCCCUGCUGAGACCUGGCAGAAGACCUGCGGCUCCUUCCCGUACGGCUGGGAGCAGGCCGUCGACUGCAAUGGCAAGCCUUACUUCAUCAACCACAUCAACAAGACGACGACAUACGCGGACCCCCGCAAGGACUGGAGCGAGGAGCCGCCCAGACCGCGAGAUGUGGAGCUCAGCCGACACCCGGAGCUGGGCUUCGGCUUCGUCGCCGGCAGCGAGAAGCCCGUCAUCGUCAGGUUCGUGACGGAGGGCGGCCCCAGCGUGGACCGCCUGCAGCCCGGGGACCAGAUCCUCGUCAUCAACGGAGAGGACGUGAAGAGCGCUCCCCGGGACCACGUGAUCCAGCUGGUGCGCGCCUGCAAGGACUCGGUGCGGCUCACCGUCUGCCAGCCGCCGCUCGACAACUCGGCGCGGAAGUCGGCGCUGCUCAGCGCCUCCAAGAAGGCCAAGCUCAAGUCCAACCCUUCCCGCGUGCGCUUCGCGGAGGGCGUGGUGGUCAACGGCUCGCCGCUGUUCCCGCCCUCGACCUUCUCGCUGGGCGACGCGGCGCUGCCCUUCAUGCCCAACGUGCUGAAGGUGUUCCUGGAGAACGGCCAGACCAAGUCGUUCAAGUACGACGCGACGACGCUGGUCCGAGACGUGGCGCAGUCGCUGCAGCAGAAGCUGUGCCUGCAGGCGGCCGAGCACUUCUCGCUGGUCGUGGAGCACGUCAAGAGUCUGCGGCGCAACAAGCUCACCCUGCUCGACCCCGACGAGCCGCUGGCCAGGAUAGCAGCACGCCCAGGCUCCCACAACCUGUGCUGUCUGUUCCGGGUGGCCUUCGUGCCCAAGGAUGCCUGCGACCUAGCCCAGCGGGACAUGGUGGCGUUCGAAUACCUCUACAUGCAGUGCUGCAACGACGUGGUGCAGGAGAGGUACGCGCCUGAGCUCAAGUACGACAUCGCGCUCAGGUUGGCGGCCCUGAACAUCCACCAGCAUGCCAUCUCCAACAACAUGGCGGGCAAGAUCACCGUCAAGGCCAUCGAGCGGGAGUUCGGGCUGGAGAGGUUCGUGCCGGUGUCGCUGAUGGGCUCCAUGAAGCGCAAGGAGCUGCGCAAGCUGAUUGGCCACUUCCUGAAGCUGAACCACAACCUGUCGCCGUCGGGCCAGAAGAGCCUGACGAGCCUGCAGGCCAAGCUCUACUACCUGAACAUCAUCGCCGAGCUGCCGAGCUACGGCGCCAAGUGCUUCUCCACCAACAUCAGGGGGCCCAGCGCACCUUGGCCUUUGAAUUCGUUGAUGCGCGGCCAGAUUCGGAUGAUCCCAAAUGGGUUCCAGGAUUCGAAUAUUGAGCGAGUUAUCUUGGUGAGCCCGAAAUUUGGCAUCAGCCAGAUCACAGGCAUGAGGAACAGUGUGCCUGUUCCGUUGGCAGACAUCGAACAAAUGAGUCUAGUCAUUGUGCGGAGAGAAGACGAGUUAUCUCGAGUUGUUCGAAUCUGCUUCGUCAGCACUGAAAUCAAGGACCUGGUGCUGAGUCUGGAGGACCGCGACGCGGAGGAGUUGGUGCUCGUGCUACAGGGGUACUACGCCGUGCUCACGGGCCACACGCUGCCCGUGCAACAGGACCGGGACCUGUCCUGGGUCGAGGACGCCGCGCCACCCUACCACGUGCAGCACCAGGUCCUGCCGGCCAAGUGGAGCUACGCCAUCACCGACGACAACAAGCCCUACGCCAACUUCGCUGUCCUGCCGUCGUACCAACCAGCUCACGCAAAGUCUAAUGGCCACUUGCCGUCGUCGGACACCCUGAAGUCAAGCCGAGCUCAGUUCGGAGUCGACAACAACAUGAACAACAUGUCUGGCGUGCUGAACAUGAACGGCAAUGCGACCACGAAGGAGCACAACGGCUUCUCGCUGGACAACGGCAAGCAGGCGGUCGCGGACGGCCGCAAGCACGCCCUCGACGUGCAGGGCGUGGUGUCCAUGGAGCUGCUGGAGACCGACGUCGCCUACAUCGAGGCGAAGAACGAAGAGGUGAUGCGCAGGGUGGCAGAGAUGCAGGAGCUGGUGAGCAGCUCCGAGCAGUACCUGACCCAGCAGCAGCAGCAGCAGCUGCGGCUGAUACGCGAGCGCGACCGCGAGGAGAGCGACUCCGAGAGCUCGCACAUAUCCUCCCUGGACUCGGACCUGCCUGGCCAGCUCAAGCACAGCGACUCCCUCCUGCUGCUCACGCAGGGCCAGAAGCUGCUGACGGACGCGGUGAACGAGGUGGUCAGCUGCAUCGACCUGGGCGAGACGGAGCCGUCCGAGAGCGACACAGACUCCAUGAGCACCCCCACCAACAGCCCGUCUCACCGCGCCAGCUCGGGUAAAGACCACGCCUCAGUGUUGAAGCCCAGCGACUCGAGCUUCGGGCUGCACAGUCCGGACAACCUGCUUCCCGUCGGCUUCCGCCCGAGCGAGCGCAACAUCCAGGACCUGCUGAAGAAGCUGCAGGAGGAGACCACGCUACCGUACAACUUCGCGGAGGGGACGCUGUACCUGGACCCGGACAUCAUCGACCUCACCAUGAUCCCCCCGCCGAUCACGCCCGACGAGGAUGGGGUCUAUGUCCUGCCUCCUCACCUCAGCAUGCCUCCCACGCCAUUCGCCGACGCCUCGCCCGUCGAGGCGAGGUUCCGCGGCUUCGACGAGACCGACGGCUUUGGUGCGGAGCAGAACCAUCUGCUUGACAACUUCUUGGACCUGAACCUGGACCUGGAGGCGUUCCUCGCCACGGUGACCGUCCCGCCGCCCACCCACCAGGCCGCUCCGUCCGUGGAGCUGACCCCGGAGGAGAUCAUGUCCUUCAUCAUCCCGCCGCCCCCCGCCAGCGGAGACGCCGCCCCUUCGAGCGUUACCCCUCGGAACACUGCAGCGGGGCUGGCCGGUCGGGAGACGGAGCCCCCCGCCGGCUCCGCGGUGAUCGAGUACGCGACGGUGAACCGCAAGGGCGGGCCCUUCUCGUGCUGCGGCAAGCACCGGGACAGCCCGGAGAAGACGGCCGCGAUACAGCCGCCCCCCCGGGCCAGCCCCGACGCCGCCCGGCCCCCCGCGCGGCCGCCCAAGACCAAGGACUGCCCCGAGGGGGCGAGGGGACGGGAGGAGCCGCCCCCCUCCCUGCCCCCGCACGGCUGGCUGCCCCCCAAGAAGCCGCCCCUGCCUCCCGGACCCUCGCAGGAGGUGAUACGCAGAGCCCAGCAGAGCCCCGUGCCGGCGCAGAAGGGCCGUCAAGCCGCGCCCCACGACGCCGGCCCCCUGGGCAAGGCGGCGGCGAGGAACGGCUUCGUGGUGUCGCGCGCGCUCAACAACCGCGACGUGCUGUUCGCCAAGGCAGACGCCUCCAUGGUGGACCUUCUCGAGCGUCUGGACCAGGCGGCGGGGCAGUGCACGCAGGCCCAGGCGGCGGGCGGCGGCUGGCGCAUGGACGAGGCCAGCUACCAGCUCGCCACGGCGUCGCUCACGGAGGAGGCGCGCCAGCUGGUGACGGCCUCCAAGCUGCUGGUGCGCAGCGCGGCAAGCGCGGCCGGACUCGACCUGCCCGAGAACCUGGCCAACUGCCUGCACCGCCUGCGCCGCCUGAGCGACCUGGCCUCCGACCUGGCCUCCUUCACCGCCGCACCCCUGCAGACACGCAACCUGGUGGUGAAGGUGCGCGACGUGGCGUCCGCCUUCCGCGCCACGCUCGCCGCCGCGCUGCCCGGCGCGGCCGCCCCCGAGGACCUGCUGCUGGCCCGCGCGGAGUCCCUGGCGGCCGUGCUCGCCGCGCUGCUGCGGAGCCUGCGCGUGUUCUCCCCGUGACCGCUCGCCCGCGUCUUCACCGUGCACUUCUAGCCCCCGGCCGGCUCCUGGUGUAGCACCCGUGACCGCUCGCCGGCGUCUUCACCGUGCACUUCUAGCCCCCGGCCGGCCCCUGGUGUAGCACCCGUGACCGCUCGCCGGCGUCUUCACCGUGCACUUCUAGCCCCCGGCCGGCUCCUGGUGUAGCACCAGUGACCGCUCGCCGGCGUCUUCACCGUGCACUUCUAGCCCCCGGCCGGCUCCUUGUGUGUCGUCUCUGUGGAGCACCAGUCUUCACGACACCUGCUGCGUGCUUGAUGUACGAACUACCAAAGAUGAGCAGAACCAAACAAAGUUGGGCGUUUUCUGGCAGAACUCACGUUAUUGGAAAAACUCAACUUUAACAUUUACGGUGGAUUUACUUCCAUUUGAUUAACAAAACAUCACAGUUUAAUGAAUGUUGUUUUUUACGAUUAUUUUGAAAUUGUGACUGCAAAUUUAAAGAAAAAUUUUUUUCUCCUCCCAAUUAAUUUUUCAGGUUUGUAAGUGUAAAGCAGCAUCCAAAUCGUUGCCAUAUGAUGAAGUAUUAUUGUACUAUGCAAGGUCGGACUUAGAAAAUUGUAAAAUAUUACUUCUGUAACAGAGAGAGGCUCAAAUUAGGAAUAAGGUAGAGUGAAAUUAUUUACAAUGGUGCCGAAUAGAAGUGCAAUGCUAAUGUUAUUUUAGGUAUGAAAAGUACAAAGUUUGUCAUAGAAAUAGUUCUAGAUAUUUGUUUGAACGUGAGCUGAGAUUAUCAUUUAUUUAUCACUUUGUGUAAGCAAGUAUAUAUCUAUAUAUUUUGGAUGCAUUUAUCAGUUUAUUUUAUUAUUUUGUACAGUUUUAUUUCGUAUAACAUUAAUAUUAUUGACAUGAAUAAUUGUUAUAUGUUUGAAUGUUAACGGAAAUGACGUGGCCAAAUUAUUGAUUGUGUGGACGUAAACCAAUGAGGAAUUUUAUUUUUCCGCUAGUCAUUUGUAAUCAGUUAAUAGAUGUGUAAAUACUUUUUAUAAAGAAUGUGGUAACUCAAGUUGGUCUGUAUUUGUGUGGACUGUAGUUUACUACAAAUGCUUAUGAUUUUACGGGAGAAGCAAAUAACAUUUUAGAAGAUAAUGUGUGAUAUAGAUAUUUAAAAACAAAAUUACCUAUAUAGCGUAGUAACAAAAUGUUUUUGAAGUUUUACAAUUCAUUGAAAUCAGAAUAUUUUUGUCAGUAUGUUGAAUUGGCUGUCAAAGUAAAUAGGUACCACGAAUAUAUUAAAUUAAUGUGAGUUGAUACAUCACUUCACAAAAUCAACCAUAUUUUCUAGCCAUCAGCAAUAUACUUUAAUAAAUAUCAUGGCUUAAACUAUUAGCUUAGCAUUACAUUUAUUUUUCAUUAUUAUUUUAGGUCAUUACUUUUGCAUCCAUUCUUGAACUAUAAAAAAUCAUACAAAUUGUGUUCUUUGAACAGAUAUUCGGAAUAAUUUUUUUGCUUCAACAUUCGGUUACAGCACUUUGAUGGUAUAAAAUAAACAUUGACAGAGGGGUACAAAGUGUUACACGCACACUAAAUAUUACAUAUUGUACCGUUUCUAUUUUAUAAGUGCACACCUAAUGUGGUAUAUUGUAUACGGUAAAUAAUUUAAUUUUUAAAGUUGUAUUUUAAGUUUUGAACAGUAAUUUUAAAGUAAAGUCAUCUUUCGUAGAGUUCUUAUUAAUGACACCAGUGUAAGAAAACUGAAAGUUUCAGUACAUAUUUUCUGGAAAAUAACUGCUUAGGAACAAAAUCUGUAGAUAAAUUUUAUAACUGAUGAUUAAUCAUUUCGGGACCAAAAAAAAUUGGUUAAAUGGGGUAUGUUAAUUUUCACAUAUGCAUACAAAAUGAUUUGAAGUUAAUAUGUAAUUCAUAAUAGGUAUAUAAAUUAACAUAUAUACUAUAUUUAAUUCAAUUAAUAUUUUAUAAAAGAAAACAAUUACCCACUCUAAAAUAUAUCUGGCUUUCAAAAAUUUUAUUUUAAAAAAAAUCAACUUCAAACAUCUUUUUCACAUGGAUGAUUCUAGUCUAAGCUUUUUUUUGUAAUUACCGAUGUCUUGAUAACAUAACUGAAUGAAAUUUUUAAACCACAAUAUAUGUUAUAAAUAAGUAGCUUUAGAAAUAGUGUGAACGUCUACUGCUAACCAUUUUGCAUUAGGAGUCACAUUACUCUAUUCCAUGUUGAUAAAUGUUCCCAGAAGCAAUGCAACCCUCUGUGAUGUUGAUACUUGUAGUCUGUGUACAAUCACCUUUCACGUUGUUCUUCCAACAAUUACUGUGGACUGUACAUACAAAGAAUGUGUUGAAAUGUUAAAAAAAAACUUGCAGAACAGGUUUCAGUUUUUUUUUUUUUUUUAAGAAAUAAAAUCAGAUAAACAAGC
Molecule: messenger RNA, 6706 nt
Organism: Bacillus rossius redtenbacheri
Lineage: Eukaryota; Metazoa; Arthropoda; Insecta; Phasmatodea; Bacillidae
Exons: 26
Coding region: 351-4295 (1314 amino acids)
Cellular component (GO): cytoskeleton
Molecular function (GO): protein binding
Source: RefSeq, a predicted model, not a curated record